This is a messenger RNA of Kickxella alabastrina, 834 nucleotides long. RefSeq lists its product as uncharacterized. The transcript has 3 exons. NCBI's taxonomy places the organism in Eukaryota, Fungi, Kickxellomycota, Kickxellomycetes, Kickxellales, Kickxellaceae. The record is from RefSeq and is a predicted model, not a curated record. Bases 1 to 834 code for a protein of 277 amino acids.
AUGUCGGCGGACAGCCACACACUUUUUCCCCUGCCGCGCACAGGGUCCGGAAGCUGGCGCACAUACUGGAUGCAACGACGAGAUAAUGGUGACGCCCAAACACACUGUCCGGACAUUGUGAGCGAAGCGGAGAAGCUGUUUGGCAUGUCUCACGGGACUGGCACAUAUCCAAGAUAUGACAGUAACGGUGCCUACGUGGAUAACGCGUGCGAUUUCACGACUCUGCGGGGACUUCAGAAUAACGAGCGGGCCCAGAGCAUAGCCCAGAGCGCGCCAAGCAAGAUUGACAAGCACAACCAGAGCGAGGUUCUGGGAAUGCUGGAUCAUGCACUCGCGCUCGACCCGCAAUGUGUGACCGCCCUCCAACACAGGGCAAACCUAGCAAAAUCGGAUAUUAGCAAGCUAAUCGAAAUACACCAUUGCGCCGGCGAAGGUGAGGGUGCCGACGCCGAUUCAUUGUCUUUAGCUAUCGACAGGAGCGCCGGUCUUCGACAGCAGAAGGGCGGUGGGAAAGAAGAUUGUCGGCGUCGCCGCCGUCUGGCCCUAUGCGGUCACGAUGUGACGCUGGCCACUCAGGCUCUCGCUCCUGUCGACUUUGUCGCAAUUUGGAAGAGCAUUGCGAUUCUAGUCGUUGGGAACGCAACCGUAGGCCUGAGCGUCACAGUCAUGGGACACACAAGAGCGCUGUGGCAGCAGGGACAAAGGUCAAACCCGGCGCAUCUAACAGCAUACUUGCAACGGCAGCAGCGACGGCGACAGUCAUCUGCCGCGCCAUGGUGGUUCUGGAAGAAGCAACGAAAGUGCUGCGCCAAGGGCGGCUCGUCCGCAUGCUAG